Mycena indigotica is the source of this 2250-nucleotide messenger RNA. RefSeq lists its product as uncharacterized. The coding region runs from base 1 to 2250 and encodes 749 amino acids. NCBI's taxonomy places the organism in Eukaryota, Fungi, Basidiomycota, Agaricomycetes, Agaricales, Mycenaceae. The transcript is spliced from 15 exons. The record is from RefSeq and is a predicted model, not a curated record.
AUGGAGGUACCUCCUCCCGCAAACGCCGGGUCUGCAGCGCUCCUCCGAGUGCUCACUCAUGCGCUGGAAGAGUGCCAGCAGCAGAACGCGGCUCUGCGACGCAAGAAUGCGGAAAACGAGGCGCGGCAAGCGGAGGUGCAAGAGCGUGAGCGGGUGGUAGAGGAGCGCGAGCGGGAGUUUGACGAGCAUGUGCUGGAGUUCAAACAGCGCGCCGAGGGGAUUCGGGCGGAAAUGGAGAUGCUGACGGGGGAACGCGACGUGUUGGCGCAGGCGCGGGACGAAGCACUCAAAGUGCGCGAUCAGGCACUCCAGGCCGUCUACCAGCGGGAUUCUGACGUUACUGCGGUCAACGACGCGUUUUACACCUUGCUCCUCGAACAUGAGGACCUCAAGAAGGUGCGCGGCGGUCGACGGGAGAUUAGCCGAACGGGACCGUGUGUGGCAACAGCGCUACGAUGGCGUGGAACUGCAGUUGCAGGCCGAGGCGCGUCCAUUAGACUUCGCGCUGAAGCGGCGGAACAUGCGAAUCGGGAAGCUCAGAGUAAACUUGACAUCGCAGUCAAGGAACUAGCAGCUGCGAAGGCAUCGUUGGAGGGCUUCAAGCUGGAGAGCAAAGAUGCUGGACCGCAGUCCCACUGGCACUCCCGAAACGUCGAUGAACCGAGUAUUCCCCAAGCCAUCGUGCGCGACAAUGACCGCCGAAACCCUGUUCCGCCCGCUUCCUCUAUCGUCCAACCAACCGGUAAUCAUGGUGUACCGCCCUUGCCUCAAGCGUUGCGCCCUCAGGCUAUCAAACAAGAGUGCCUCCCGCGCGACCUACUUGGAGAGCUCGCUUCUGAAAAUCCAGCACCGUAUGUCGCGAAGCCCGAAGUCCACGCCGCCGUCGUAGAGACUGAUCACACAUCUAUGCCACGACCGGGAGAGCCAGAGCUCCCCUCCAUCGCUUUUAUCUCGGAACCCAACGACCAAGAUGAUAUGGAUAUGAAGGUUGCUUUUCCGCCGACACGUUAUGUGGGUUGCGCGCUGAUAAAAUAUUGCAAGAGCGAAACUAUGUCAAUAUCUCCCCCCGCCGGAAGACUUGGUAAGGUUUCCAUUCUUCCGAACUCGAUGGAUCAUCCGCUUCUCUGCCAGAUCGAUAUGCUGCGAGAUUCGCCUGUGCGAGACUAUGCGCCGCUGGCAAUGCCGGUAGCCACAGCUUCGGCGCCACUGGUAUUAGUCAACAAGAUCGGAAGACACCUUGCUGUGGGUCUGCCGAACAAGCCCCUACCAAUGGACACUGCGGAACAGAGUUCGGUUCGUGGUGCCUCGUCGUCACAAGCCCAAAUUCUUCGGACGCCGGUGGAUUUGCCGAACAGGCCUGCAACGUUGCCAGUCAACAAGCUUCAGAAGCCACCGGGUCUACCAAACAAGCCUCUACCACCGACGCAGCACCGUGUAGCGCCUUCCACAACCCCCACAGUCGAGCGCAAGAUGUAUCUCGAAUUUAUGGCACCAUUUCUCCGUCCGACUACGCGGCAGCCGUUCAACAAAAACAUCGCUCCCGUAGCAGGUAAUAAUUACCAGACCAUGACUAUGUUGCGCUCCCUCGUCAGUCCUCAUUUGCACCUUGGGGUAUUGCUUACUCUCUGUGAUCCUCAGGAAAAGCGAACCUGCAGACCACAGCUGUACCUGCCGCAUCGCACGCAGUGGUGCACCGCCGAGAAGCUACACGCGCUUUGUUUCGCGCCGACGAUGGUGUACGACCAGGCGACGGGAGAUUGGUCGGCGGACACGUCGCUCAGGCGCUUGUGCGGGGAACGCGUAGACUUUUUCGUCCUUGAAAAGUCGGACUUGUACUAUGCGGGGAUCUACGUCGUCCACGAUAUGCGCGGCCUGCACCCGCCAGGGUCGGUGCUUCCUCGUGACAUCUCUUUCAAGGCGGUCAUGCGCGCCAUGGGGCUGGAGCGGCCACGGUCGGCAGGCGCCUACACCAACGAGUUGCUGACGGACAAGCUGCUGGAGGUGUACCCGGAUCGGCGGCCGCGGACAGAGUGCUUUGGACUGCAGUGUGUGGGUUUCGAUGCGGAGCUCUAUCAGAACUUGCGGGACAGGCUCGGCGGCCGAGGGCAAGGUCCAAUUGGGCAGGGACCGCCUCUAUCUGUUCAAGUAACGCGCGUGGCAUCGGCUGGCUAUGACCGCUCCCGAGACGAUGGCGAUGGAGGAGGGGGCAUGCCUGACGGACAGCGGGAGGCGAAGCGCCAGCGGAGAUAA